Botrytis porri is the source of this 378-nucleotide messenger RNA. RefSeq lists its product as uncharacterized. Gene Ontology annotation, cellular component: endoplasmic reticulum membrane. Lineage: Eukaryota; Fungi; Ascomycota; Leotiomycetes; Helotiales; Sclerotiniaceae. The record is from RefSeq and is a predicted model, not a curated record. Gene Ontology annotation, biological process: cellular response to oxidative stress; protein N-linked glycosylation. The transcript is spliced from 4 exons. Bases 1 to 378 code for a protein of 125 amino acids.
AUGUCUAGAUGGUUACUCAACUACACUCCUCAAGCAACGAUUGUCCGCCUGCUCACCAUCAACUUGAUAAAUGCAUACACCACAUCGUGGAUCCUAUAUCUAUCAGGCGGUUCAGGAGAUCCACGCUUACUUCUUCCUGCUUGGAUUUGUAUAGCUAGUACACUAACAUUUCUCUACCACCUGACUCAUCCACGACUUGCGAUACGGAAGGAGACUUCCUUAUCAAUUUCCGUCUUUUCAAUUGCAAGUUUCAUUAGCAUGGUCAGUUUAUUAUCUCAGUUGUACCUUUCAAGAACGGACCUUCCGCCGCUACCCUUGAUUCUGCAUAUGGAAGAGAUCUGGGGGCAUGUCAAGACAGGGUUGAACUUGAUAGUAUAG